Molecule: messenger RNA, 2968 nt
Organism: Aplysia californica (California sea hare)
Lineage: Eukaryota; Metazoa; Mollusca; Gastropoda; Aplysiida; Aplysiidae
Product: angiopoietin-1
Exons: 6
Coding region: 142-2058 (638 amino acids)
Source: RefSeq, a predicted model, not a curated record
AGUUCGUGAGCGGAGACUUUUGCACCGUGCGCUUCCAGCAGCAAACUCCGGGACUUGUGAGCGGCUACACACACUGCGAGACUUUCUGACAAAGCCACACACAGAUCUUUGCAGCUAAGAACAACACAUUGAGUUCUGGCAAUGGGCACCACCGUGAUGUCUGGUUAUAUACUUUUGGCAGCAACUGUGUUCCUGUCCUCCAGCGCUCUAGUUCUCAAAACAACGAAUGACGAAGUGGCAGUUGGGAGAACGACCAACGUUUCCCUCGAAUGUAUCAACAAUUAUCCCCUACCGGACAUUUCAGAGGUUAUGAUGGUGAGAAUAUUGAAAAAAGACCUUUCUGGAUGGACCACAAUUGCGGAACUUCGAGACGACGGAACCAAAGUAUCGCCAAAACAUAACGACCUGCUAGCUGAGGGCAAGAUCUCCCAAAGUUUCCUACGACUAACGUGGCCUGUGGCGACUAACGAUACCGUUGGCAGGUAUCGAUGUGACGCUAUCAGCCUGACCGCCCAGACGGGGGUGAGCUGGCAGAAGAGCCUGCCGACCUCCGUCUACCGGAAGAGGGAGGUCACUCUGCAGAUGUUGAGUCAGAUGGUGGAAGAGAACAAGGAGGAGUACCUCCAGCGACUGCGCUCUCAGAGACAGAGCAUCAUGGAGGACGUCACAGCCACUGCCGCGCACAACAAGAGGGACUGGCUGCUGCACACAGACCACAUUCUCCACAACGUGACGGCCAAGCUGGAAGCUCUCGAGGCAAGAGUUCAGAGCGAGUGGGACAGCCAGCUACAGGUGCUGAGCCACACAGUAGAGCAGAAGACGAGGCAAUGUCCUGACCAACCACUCUCGCAGAUACGUCAGACCCUAGAACACGUGGCGGCCAUCAUGGAUCAAGACAAACAAGAAUUUCUACAACAAAAAGAAGACAUCCUUGAAAAUGUGACGGCCACGGUUGAGCAGAGCAUAAGAGAAUUUCUGCAACAGAAAGAUGAUCUUCUUGAAAGUAUCUCAGCGACCUUUGAGAAGGACAGAAAAACUUUUCUACAACAAAAAGAAGACAUCCUUGAAAAUGUGACGGCCACGGUUGAGCAGAGCAUAAGAGAAUUUCUGCAACAGAAAGAUGAUCUUCUUGAAAGUAUCUCAGCGACCUUUGAGAAGGACAGAAAAACUUUUCUACAACAAAAAGAAGACAUUCUUGAAAGUGCCACAGCAACGCAGAGAGAACUUCAACAACAGAAAGAUAACAUGCUUGAAAGUAUCAAAGAGAUCUUUGAGGUGGAGAGGAAAACAUUUCUACAACAAAAAGAAGACAUUCUUGAAAGUGCCACAGCAACGCAGAGAAAAUGUCACCAGCAGAAAGAUGACAUCCUUGAGAACGUCACAGCGAAAGUCCGGGCCCUUGAAGCAACUUUCCAGACCGAGCUGAACGCUGUGAAGGACCAGAUAAAGCCCCGGUCGUGCUCUGACGUGCGGAGUAGGAAACCCCGACCUGUGGUCACUCUCAUUAACGGUAUGACUGUCGUCUGCGACACCAAGACUGACAACGGCGGGUGGAUUGUUAUACAGAGACGCACCUCGGCCGACGUGGACUUCCAUCGUGACUGGGCAGAAUAUAAGACUGGGUUUGGAGACCUUUCUGGAAACUUCUGGUUCGGUUUAGAGAAAAUCCACCAGCUGACAAAUAUGGAGCGAUACGAACUAAGGAUCGAUUUCGCGUUCCGAGGAAAAGACUACUAUGCCAACUACAGCAACUUUUCAGUGUCUGGAGAAUCUGAAAACUACAAACUUCACAUAUCCGGGUUUUCUGGUAAUGUAGAAGACGACAUGACAUAUCACAGCGGGCAAGCUUUCUCAACCAAGGGCCGAGACAACGAUUCAAGUUCAGGACACUGCGCCAGAUAUUCUAGUACCGGAGGUUGGUGGUACAAUAGGUGCUAUCGGGUGAACCUCAACGGAAAGUGGGGCCUUGGAUCGGUCAAGGGCAUGCGCUGGAGGAGUGUUACGGGACUUCAAAACUCUCUCACCUUCAGCGAAAUGAAAAUUCGACCAUUUGUUUAGUGAAAAAUUGACAAAUAAUUCUCAAUCUUUUAUUUUGUAUAUUAUUUUACUGUGUGCAGGAAUUUCCCCCCCCUGCUUAGUUACUUACUUUACUGUAUCCUUCCACUUUCAUCGUUUGAUGUCGAGGGGAGAGGCAAUUUUAGGUCAAGGGCUGGGUCCAUGACUUCUGUUGUAGAUUUGUUAUUCUUUCGCAGGACCUGUUUAACGUCAUCCAGCAAAGUUUUCCAUUGUCUGCCCCUCCUCUUAUAUUCUGCCUCUUUGGAGUUGUAUGAUAUAGCAGCUGGUUUAUUAGGCGACAUUUUUUCCCGAUGCCCGAAACACUUGGUUUUUUAUGUUUUGUAAUGUGUUCCAUGAAUGCUUGCCUUUCUGUAAAAUUUCGGAUAAUUCCAUACGUUUUACAGUAUUUUAUAGUUACGUUAACAAAUUUUCUGAGGUGUUAAUUCAUCUUACAGACAAUGAUAUUCCUUUCGUGCUCUGUCUGGCAUUAGUGAGUCAGUGUUGGAAGGAAUAAUCAGCUUUUGAUCAGUUGUAUUUCUAUUUUUGUUGCUAGGUGUUUGUUGGUGAGUAGUGGCGACUGUUGAUAGGUUACUGCAUCUUUUUGGGUCUUCAUUUCAAUUUCCCUGUCCAAUCUUUUGUCAUUUGUAAAUACGCUCCAUGGGUAUAUUAUUUUUUUGUAUAUUGAAUCCCCCAAUCUGUUUCAGUCCUGUACAGUCUGUGGUGAUGUUUAGUGGGUCUGGGGUUUCUGCUGUGUUACAUUUUUUUCUGUUUUAGCAAUGCCGAUUCUCAUCUGAUACUCUUUGUACUUUUCAUUCAGGCUAUUUGUGUGUUCAUGGGGUCUGUGUUUAACCCUAUCCGACACGCCAUGGGGUCAUUUUGUACCCCUGAGGGUUGUAUUCUUUACCUUUAAGAA